Cloeon dipterum is the source of this 3835-nucleotide messenger RNA. Its product is annotated as ribosomal protein S6 kinase alpha-5-like. The record is from RefSeq and is a predicted model, not a curated record. The transcript has 12 exons. Gene Ontology annotation, biological process: intracellular signal transduction; regulation of DNA-templated transcription; peptidyl-serine phosphorylation. The coding region runs from base 201 to 2858 and encodes 885 amino acids. Gene Ontology annotation, molecular function: protein serine/threonine kinase activity; ATP binding; magnesium ion binding. Lineage: Eukaryota; Metazoa; Arthropoda; Insecta; Ephemeroptera; Baetidae.
CAGACGAGCUCCGCUACGCCGCUCCUUCGUGUGCCUUUCUAAGUUUUCCGCUGACAACUAUGUGCAGUUUUUUCUCGGUGCAUCACAUGAACUCGUGUUCGCCGUUGUACAGAUAACAUUUUGCAUAUCGCACUACGAUUUAUUGGUGCAAAAGUUUGCGUUUUCGCACCACCUGUGACCCAUUGACUGUAUCGUUUAAGAUGGGUUUGCAAGGAGACCACGAAAGUGGUUAUUUUGAGGACGACUCGGAGUUGUCGGAAGACGAACGCCACCACCAACACCCGUUGUCCAGGAGGGUCAGUGAUGACCGAACCAAAGUCAACCUCACCGGCCGCGGUCGCGUGGGACCUUCUGAUUUUGAACUCCUCAAAGUACUUGGAACUGGAGCUUACGGCAAAGUGUUCCUGGUGCGCAAAGUGGGUGGCAAGGACAGCGGUUCCCUCUACGCCAUGAAAGUACUGAAGAAGGCGACCAUCGUGCAGAAGAAGAAGACGACAGAGCACACCAAAACCGAAAGGCAGGUCCUGGAGGCGGUGCGCCAAUCGCCCUUCCUCGUCACUCUGCACUACGCCUUCCAAACCGAGGCCAAAUUGCACCUCAUCCUUGACUACGUGUCGGGAGGUGAGCUUUUCACACACCUCUACAAGCGAGAGCAUUUCACAGAGGAAGAGGUGCGCAUCUACGUGGGAGAAAUUGUGCUGGCGCUCGAGCAUUUGCAUAAGCUCGGCAUCAUAUACCGUGAUAUAAAAUUAGAGAACAUACUACUGGACCGCGACGGGCACAUCGUGCUCACCGAUUUCGGACUGAGCAAAGAAUUUUUGCCCGACGACAAGGAUCAGCGUGCGUACUCAUUUUGCGGGACCAUCGAGUACAUGGCUCCAGAGGUUGUGAAGGGUGGAAGCGACGGGCAUGAUAUCGCUGUGGAUUGGUGGAGCGUUGGUGUUCUGACCUACGAACUGCUGACUGGUGCCUCUCCUUUCACCGUCGAAGGUGAAAAGAACACGCAGCCCGAGAUUUCAAAGCGAAUCUUGAAAACGGAGCCACCGAUCCCGAAGCAUCUCUCGCCUGCCACAUGUGAUUUUAUUGCCCAACUGCUAGUGAAAGAUCCGCGUAAGAGGCUCGGCGGCGGCCCCACCGACGCUGAUGAACUGAAACAACACGCCUUUUUCGAGGGUUUGGACUGGUCGCUGCUAGCUCAGAAGGCCAUAAAAGCCCCAUUCGUCCCUCAGCUCACCAAUGACCUAGACACUAGCAACUUUAGCGAGGAAUUCACCAAAAUGAUUCCUACAGAUUCCCCGGCUGUGGUUCCUCCUAAUUCCGAUAAAAUAUUCAGGGGAUAUUCAUAUGUUGCGCCUUCGAUCCUCUUACACGCAAAUGCCGUUUCGGACGAACGGCCAGACACUGCCAAGCUGCGGUCGCUGAACAAACGCAUGGAGUCCAUGUUCUUCAGGAAAUACGACCUCGACCUGGACGGACCGAUCCUGGGUGACGGUACCUUCUCCAUCUGCCGCAAAUGCAAGAACCGGCAAACAGGCGUCGAGUACGCCGUGAAGAUUGUGAAGAAGCGCUUUGACUGCAGCCGCGAGGUGAACCUGCUGCGCGCCUGCCAGGACCACCCAAACGUGGUCAAACUGGAGGACGUGUUCCACGACGAGGUGCACACAUACCUGGUGCUGGAACUGCUCAAGGGUGGCGAGCUGCUAGAGCGCAUCCGAAACAAGCACAAAUUCACCGAGAGCCAGGUCAGCAGGAUCAUGAGGCAGCUCGCGUCAGCCAUCAGCUUCAUGCACAAAAGAAGGGUUGUUCACCGGGAUCUUAAACCUGAGAAUCUGUUAUUCACCGACUCAAGUGACAACGCGGACAUCAAGAUCGUUGAUUUUGGCUUUGCAAGACUGACACAAGAGAAUGAGCCAAUAAUGACGCCUUGCUGCACGUUGUACUACGCGGCCCCUGAAGUCCUGAACUUGGCUGCUGGCAAGAGCAGUGGAGGCUACGAUGAGACCUGUGAUCUGUGGAGUUUGGGAGUCAUUUUGUACACAAUGCUGUCUGGUCAGGCGCCGUUCCACUCGCGCAGCAGGGACGACAGUCCUGCGGCUGUGAUGGCCCGCAUCAAGGCUGGCGAGUUCUCGUUCACGGCGGACGCAUGGAACCACGUGUCGCUACCGGCUAAGUAUGUGACGAGUGGCCUGCUGACCGUCGACCCGAAGAAGAGGCUGACCAUCGAGGCACUGCUGUCCAACGAUUGGGUCAAGGGCACGGCGCCCUUCCCUGCCACCCCGCUGAUGACGCCCGGCGUGCUCGGCGCCGCCAACGCACGCACCGCUGAGCUCGGCGUCGCGCAGACGUUCAUUGCAUUCCACCAGGCCCACAGAGAGGGAUUCAGACUGAAAGAGGUGUCCAACGCCAAGUUGGCGCAGCGGAGGCGCAUGAAAAAGUCGUCGGCUGACAACAGGAGUAGUUCCACCUCCAGCAGCUUCUCGUCCUCUAGUUCCUCAGGCACUUUGUCCAUAGUCCAAACACCAAGCAAGGCGACGCAGUCCAGCUCUAACUCGUCUCUGGGCCCGUCUCCAGGCAAGUCGACGGACAACAUCUUCAACUUCAGCGAGAACCGUGUGCAAGAGUACCUGUCCAGCCUUUCGGACGAGUCGCGGUCGAACGAUGAGGACAUGAGCCCCAUCCUGCUGCAGCUGCCGUGCCACGAGAGCCCAGAGCUGGGCCCAGUCACCCGAUCUCGCAAGCGCAAACAGAAUGACCUCGGUUCGGCCGAAGAAUCGGCGGCGUCGCUCUCCUCAUCUCUCAAGCACCGAAAACGCCACAAAAGGACUCAAAACAGGCCCAAAACCAUAGUGUUGGAGUAACGAAAUGCUCUAGUGAAAGACAAUUUGAACCUCUUAGCUGUGCUCGACGGAAAAACCAUUUGACUUUUUGAGAAAAGCCCUCCAACCAAAGCACCUGCGGUGAUUGCAGGUGUUUUUUUCUGAACAAGGUUUCCUCUAAAGUUUCUCUCACACUUAUCAACCCGGUUCUUCUUGGAAUCUAGUCAUAUGAAAUAUUUUCAACCAGACACUGACAGGAACGACGUGUGUUUUGAAAUGCUGUGCUUGAGCCCAGAGGGAAUUAACGAAAGAAGCGUAUACUUAAAAUCAAAGCAGUCAAAUGGUUUCGUACACUCUGUGAAUUGAAAAUGAGGCGCUGUGAGGAGCCUUUUCCAUGCAGGUGGGAUACGAUCAAUGAUAUACUUUAAUGUUAAGUUCAGCGCGUUAAGAACGAAUCGUAUUCCACUGUGCGGUUGAUUAACUCUGAUGUUAUUAUCUCAAAUACACAAUAUAUAUUAUGUAUAUUUAUCGUUUGUGUCGUCUAGAAGAAAAUUGUUUAACUUUUGUUGUGACUAAGAUAUUUAUAUACCGGAGAAGCUGGAAUUUGCACCUGGAAUCGUGUAUCUGCACCAGACUCGAGACACAAAGCCUUUCUCUACUCGACAGUAGCAUACUUAAAUCGCAUGGCAGACCAAACAGGCAAUUUGUUUGCAAUGAAAGGCAUUUAUGAAUUCAUGACCUCCAUAUUGCCUUAAGUGACACCAAAGACUUACAUAACACUAAACCCAUUGACUUACAAUAUUAUUAUUUUAUAAAAUAGAGAGUAACAGAAGAUGAAGAGUUCGUAUGUGCAUUGUGUUGCUGAAUUUCCAGGUGUACCAUUCACGCAGAAUUGUAUAUAUGUGUAUAAAAUGAAUUUAUUAUUGAGCAAAUGAAAACUGUUGUCAAUCAAUUUUAAUUGUGUAUAUCUACUAUGUUACUUAUAAUUUAAAGGGAAAAUAAAAAAUAAUUUUCAAUAA